AUGGCUCCCAGGACCACCGCCGUCGGCUCCACGGCUUGGAUCUCAGCAGAGAAGGAGAAUGCCCUCCAAUUGCUGGAAUCCGAAAAAGACGAGCUGGUCUACCCGGCGCAGCACCAAUUAGAAUGGCUAAACGAACAUAUGUCUGAGAUCUUCAGCAAGAGCCAUCUUGAUGUGACAAAUGUAUUCAAAACACCAGGCAAGCUACGGGGAAAGACACCGCGCACAACAAGAAAACGAAAUGCCCCGGAUGCCAGGAUACCAUUAAGUGAUGUCUUCUCCUCAAAACCAAUCUCUCGAUCGAGUCCUUUAAAGCAACUGAGCCCGGGCAAGCUACGCUUCCAGAUAGCCGCCGACUCAAGCGAACACAACCAUGAAGCCAUCACCAGAUCUCACACAGAUUCGGGUUAUCAUGGCUCCAGUCAAGAUGAAUUGGACAUUGGCUCAAAGCCAGCCGCUCCUGCAACAGUACGAGGAUCAGGCAUCGACAUCCCCGAUGCGACAGAAAAGCCGGACGAACACAUGGAAGAUGUCACUGAAGGUGGACAUCGUACUACCGAGGGUUCAUUCCAUUCUGCAACAGAGGAUCAAACUACGAAGAUGGCAGAUCCCAGUACCACAUCAGCUGAGCAGGAAAUCCCAGAGAUAGAAAUGGAACAUGGUCAUACCCAGGUGAUUGUCCCAUCUGACGAAGAACACAAAGCCGAUGAUCCGGACUUGGAAGAGAUUGGAUCGCCAUCGGACGCGUCAACUCCUGAUAUACCUCUUGUCAGAAAGAGCAGCUUGACUUUCGCAGCGCUUCCUGCAAGGGAACCAGUCAAAACGAGCCUUGGUGCCAGAGUAUCCCGGACAAGUCAUGUGGAACAAUCACGCCAACUCCAAACCAAUGUGUACGUUGGGUCGACAGCUGGCCGUGCACAUCAAUCUGAACAGCAAUCACUACAGACUGACAGCGAGGACUUCGAAAUGAAGGAUGUCGAGAGUGACGAGGACGAUGAGAACGUGGAGAUUCUAGGCCGAGAUGACUCCGAUGAUGAGACCCAGACUGUACAAACCUAUUCCAAAUCCUCGACACAAAGGUUGCAUGAAAAGAUCGAUAUGCUGGGAAAGGCUCCCCCACCACGACCUUCCAAAUCAAUACACUCAGCUGUAACAGUGACCGAAACACAGCUGAACGAAGCCACCGAUGCUCCCGCCCAACCUGCCAAUGACGACGAGGACGACUGGAUCAAACCACUGACUUCCCCCAAUGCUGCCGCGACAUCACCAGCGAAGAGCACAGCGACAGGAUACGGGUUUAUGUCCGAGGACGAGGAUGAGUUUGAUGUUCGUGCUCCAGAGUUGAUUGCGCACGAAGAGCGUAUGAAGACUCCUGUACGCAUGUCUCCGGAGCCCGGCAAGAUACGGCCGGGCUAUGCUCACACCAAAUCUGCGUCGACGGCAACCCUUGCCUCGCCUGCUAAGGCAGCAAUGGCACCAGCGACAAGCCCACAAAAGUCGAUAUCGGUCUCGAAUCCGUCCCGGACCACCACAACAACUCCGCACGGCUCCCCGAAACGAUACCUUGAUUUAAGCGCAUCAAAGUCGAAACUGCAAUCUAUCAUGAAAACUGCAAAGGGUCUCUUUACCACCAGUGCAAGCGUGUCCGCAGCUGCAAAGCUGGAAACCCUAUCACCGAACGCAUUGAGAGCCGCAACUUCUGCAAUGCCUGGCAUGUAUCCGAACCUCAAUGCUCUUCUCGAAGACAAACCCCUGCCGGCAAGCCCUGCUCGCCAGGCUAGGAAGACUCGCAGCUCCACGGAACGGGACAAGGAGGAGAAGCGAAAGGAUAAAGAACACCACUUGAUGCAACGAAUGGACGAUCAAUUGGAGGAGGCACGCGAAAAGGAGCGCCGAAAGGCGGCGAUACAAAAGCAGGCCCAUGAACAGACUGCGAAGUUCAACCGCAGUGAAUACUCCGCACAAUCGAGCCCAAGGCGUCAAGGGGAGGAGCCGUCGUACCAAGACACCAUUGAAUCAGCACCGGCAGUAGGAAGAGGUGGUCGGCCCGUGAGACCGGGUAGGGAACCACCGGUCAAUAAGACCAAACCAGCACCAGUGUCGAUACGGGUGGGGACAUUGUCUCAGCGUGUACCUCCUGGUGCCUCCCAUGCGGCGCCGAAUACGCAGGAGGUGCUUAACGCGGAACCAAAACGACCUGGCCUCACAAAGAAGGCCAGUACCGCCUCUCUACAGUCGGCCACGUCGACCGCUCUGAAGGCAUCGGUCCAUAGUCAGCCGGCAAAGCCAAGAGCGCUUCUCGCAGCAGAACGAAAGAAGGAGCAAGACGAGCGUGAAGCUCAGAGAAAGCUUGAGCAGAAACGGGAAAUCGAGCGUAAACGCGCUGCUCAGCAGGAAGAGCAACGCAAGCAAGAGCUGAAGCAACGUGCAGAGGCGGAAAAGCGGGAACGAGAAAGACUCGCAGGUGAGCAAGCAAAGAGGCAGGCUCAACAGCAGGCCAUCGAACGCAAGCGUCAAGAAACGGCUCGCAAGGCGGAGCAGCAGCGUCUGGAGCGUGCUGCAAAUGAAGCUGCUCAAUCGAGACCUUCCUCACGUCUUGCCAACCAGAAUACUGGCCGGUCCCUGGUCAACCAUCCGCUACCCACUAAUCCUGCUAAGCCAGCCAAGAGACCCCUCGAAGAUGAGCCUGGUUCGUCGCGGCCACAAAAUUCGAAGUAUGGAGGCCCUGGCCUGGCCCAAGGUGAUUCCAAGCGACGGAAGACUGAUGAGGAGAGCUUUGCUGAACCUGCUCCACGUCCGAUGGUGUCUGGCGCCCCUAUCCGCCAAUCACAGCUUGGGAAGAAGCCUUCGAUCUUCAACCACAGCACCUAUACACAGGCACAGUCAUCGAGUCAUAUGGGUCAAUUUCCUCAGCCUCCCACCCGAGGAGCGCCCCCUCAGAUGCAGCAAUAUGCCAGUGGCGCCAAGAUACCCUUUGCGGAUGGAUCAAGUUCGGUGGCACCCGCAAAGACUCCAGUAUCAGUCAUGCAGCAGAAGACGAUCCAGACUGUCAAGUCUUCACCUCAAUACCCGAAUGGAGAUGCAAUCAACCUACCCGAAAUCCCAACCGAUUCGGAAGACGAAGACUCUGACGACGAUGGAAAUGCGUUCCCAAUACCUGACUGGGCAACGCCAGGACAUCUGACGGAACAGCUCAUUCGACAGGAAGGUAUGGAUGAAGAUGCUGUUUUCGGACCUGUAGCGCCGCUAAAGAUGGAAGAAAUCUUUGCAAAGGGCAACAAAGAGCGACUGAAGCGACUGCGGGAUCGCACCAGCAGUGCCAACUGGACACUCAGUGGUGACGGGCUGACACUGGAGGAGGUCAAGGCAGAUCGCGAACAGCGAGAGCGUAUGAGACUCGAAGGUGGCUGGAGGUUCGGUCAUUGA
Messenger RNA from Exophiala viscosa, 3423 nucleotides. RefSeq lists its product as uncharacterized. The transcript is spliced from 4 exons. Bases 1 to 3423 code for a protein of 1140 amino acids. The record is from RefSeq and is a predicted model, not a curated record. NCBI's taxonomy places the organism in Eukaryota, Fungi, Ascomycota, Eurotiomycetes, Chaetothyriales, Herpotrichiellaceae.